AUGGCCUUGACUCUUGUUUGGCAACUCGCCCUGUGGCUGACGGUGCUUGGCUGCACCGUCUCCGCGAAGCCGGUUGCCGGCGCGGUCCUCGACAGGAGGGCAGCGCCGGCGCUCCCGAGCCGAGAUGCCUUCUACCGAGUCCCCGACGACUUGGAUUCGCAUGCUCCCGGUGCCAUUCUCCGGCAUCGGUCGCCGCCGAGCCCCAUGGCGGCGCUGGGCUCGCGCGUCGUGCACCUGCAUGCGAGCCACCAGCUCCUGUACCGGACGACGGACGGUCUCGACAAGGCGACGGCGACGGUGCUGACGGUGCUCGUUCCUCGCAACGCCAACUACAGCAAGGUGCUCUCGUACCAGGUCGCCGAGGACUCGGCCAGCAUCAACUGCGCGCCGUCGUACGCGUUCCAGCUCGGCCACGACCCCGGCCCGGGCGACGGCACCAAGGCGACGCAGGGCGAGCUGUUCCUGGUGGAAGCGGCGCUGGAGCAGGGCUGGGUCGUCAUCGUGCCCGACCAUCUCGGGCCGGGGGGCGCCUUUCUCGCCAACGUGCUCUCGGGCCGCGCCACGCUGGACGGCAUCCGCGCGGCCAGCAACUCGGGCGCCCUGACGGGCAUCAGCACGAAGCCGACCGUCACCAUGUGGGGAUACUCGGGCGGCAGCCUCGCGACCAUGUUUGCGGCCGAGCUGCAGCCGUCGUACGCGCCCGAGGUGGAGGUUGCCGGCGCGGCCGUCGGCGGCAUCGUGCCCAGCAUCAUGACGGUGCUGCGGCAGGUCAACGGGACGGCGUCGGCCGGCCUCAUCCCCCCAGGCAUGCUCGGCCUCGCCCACCAAUACCCCCGUGUCGACGCCCUCCUGAGACGGCACGUCCUGCCCGGGCGCCGCGAGUACUUCUACAAGGCCGCCCGCCAGUGCCUCACGGCCAACCUCGACGCCUACGCCAACCAGGACAUCAGCCGCGUCUUCGACGAGCCCGACAGCGUCCUCGGCGACCCGGCCGUCGCCGCAAUCAUGGACGACAACGACCCCGGCCGCCGCGCCCCCCGCAUUCCCAUGUUUGUCUACAAGGCCGUGCGCGACGAGGUCAGCCCCGUGGCGGAAACAGACGCCCUCGUGCGAGGCUACUGCGGCGCCGGCGCCUCCAUCGAGUACCUGAGGGACGAGAGCGCCAACCACGGCACCCUGGCCGUCGUCGCCGCUCCCGAGGCGCUCUCCUGGCUGCGGGGGAGGAUGGAUGGCCAGGGCCGCCCGACGUCGUGCUCGACGAGGACCGUCUUUUCUGCGCUGCUGGAGCCGGGUGCCCUGGCGCUCGUGCCCAAGGUUCUGCUGGAUGCCAUCUUGGACUUGCUGGGGAAGCGCGUAGGUCCCUUUACCAGAGGAUGA
Molecule: messenger RNA, 1377 nt
Organism: Metarhizium album ARSEF 1941
Lineage: Eukaryota; Fungi; Ascomycota; Sordariomycetes; Hypocreales; Clavicipitaceae
Product: Lipase, secreted
Exons: 1
Coding region: 1-1377 (458 amino acids)
Biological process (GO): lipid catabolic process
Molecular function (GO): triacylglycerol lipase activity
Source: RefSeq, a predicted model, not a curated record